UCCAGAUGGUGUUAAAGUUUGCAGAUGUGUGAUUUUAUAUUCAUGCAUGUAUUUAAAAAUGCUGGACUAAUACAGAUUUAAUUGACACAUUUUUUGAAAAUGUCAUUUAAAUUGUACUGAAUGUGAUGAUGUUUUAUUGAUAUUUGAAGGGAAGUUAUCUUUUGACUUUGGAUGUUGAAUCUUUUAUCGAAAACCCAGACAAUUGAAUAAUUUUAAGUGUUUUGAUAUAUAACUAGAGACAAGAAAUCAUGUUAUGAUGCAUCUGAUUGAGAGCUCUACAAUUUUCUAAUGUAAUUUACUUGAAAGUAUAUACUCAUUGUGACAGCUGAGGAAUGGAUAGAACAAUGCUAUUUUGUGGAUUUGUGGAGGGUGUGUGGCCUUGGGAUAAAAGGUGGACUAAAGGCACUCGUCCAAGUUUAAGGCAGAUCCAUACAAGGAUGUCUGCAGCAUACUUUCACAGAGGAAUUUCCAGACUUCGUGCUGAAGAGCUCCUUCAACAGGCAAAGGAUGAUGGGAGUUUUCUUGUGAGAGACAGCGAGACUUUGUCAGGAGCAUAUGUCCUAUGUUUGCUGCACCAGAACAGAGUUCACCAGUACAGAAUUUUACCUGGGAGAGAUGGAAAACUGUCAGUACAGACUGAGGGUGCUAAACAAGAAUCUUCGUAUAACGAUCUGAAUGCUCUAAUUGGUGAUUAUAUGACAAAGAAGAUGAAGAAUGGUUUAAUAUUUGCCAUGAGGUUUCCAAUAUCUCCUGAAAGAGAGGAAGAACAAGAUUCUGAUGAAGAGGACCAAGAAGAAUCCCGAUUGAUUCCAAUGAGUCCGAGCUCAACAUCAGUAUGUGGUAGUGAGUCUUUGGAUAACUUCCAAGACAGGGUAUAUACUGAACUACUACAAAACUAUUCCAAGUUAGAUCUCAGCAGCUGUGAUGAUAACCUUAAAAACUCCAUGAAGAAGUACAUAGAAAAUGGCUUUAAGAAGGAUAUCAGUACGUCAGAUACUUCUACACUCCCAGAAUUCCAGAAUAUGAUGGAGUUAGCAGCACUCAAUCUAAACAGAGAACUUGACAUGUACAGAAAGAAGUUGAUGCUUUUCAACAAUUUAUUUGACUUAGCUUCUAUCAAGAGAAGAGGGAGUCUAGCUUUAAGACAAAACUCAGUGGAGGCCACCACUUCAGACAUUCCAUCAAUGAUAGACAAGAUGAAUCAAUGUAGAGAUGAUAUCUUAACUAUAGAGAAUAAGGUACAAGAAGCAUUACAAUACACACAGCCUGUUCAGUAUGACUACCCUUAUACAGAUGUCAACGAGGCACAGGUUCCUAUAUCUACUACACCAUUCCUCUCCUCACUGAAUACUAAGAUUGUACCAACAACAAGUUUUGAUGUGAAAAUGUUAAAACAUGGCAAGAUUCCAUUUAAAAUGUCCUUGAGAGCAGAUAUACAAAAAGGUCAACUAUUAUUAAUAAAACCAGCUAAAGAUAACUUGGACCAUACAGCUCUGCAACAAGACCAAAUAUGCCAGCUUGUGAAGAAUACAAAUGACAAUACAAGAUUGGAUAUGAUUCUAGAUAAUAAAAAGAAACAGAUAUUUUGUUUUGAAAAUGUACAUAAACGUGAAAACUUUUGUCAACAAAUAAUGCAUAUGAAAAAUAAACAUUCCAAAGGAAAUAAUGUGGACCAGAUUUCUCUUUUUGUGGGAACAUGGAAUAUGGGUGACAAAGCUCCAACACAGAAUAUAUCAUCAUGGUUACAGUGUCAUGGCCGAGGCAAAAUAAUGGACCAUAAAAUAUUUGGACACAUUCCAUAUGAUAUAUAUGUGAUAGGUACACAAGAGAGUGCCAUGACAGAAAAGGAAUGGGUCAAUUUCAUAAAGAAACAGAUUACACAGUGUGGAUUUGCUGAAAUAGAAGUGGUUGAAGUUUGUACAUUAUGGGGAAUACGAUUAGUAAUUAUAGUUCAGAAAAAGCAUUGGCAUAGUAUAAAUAGAAUACAGAGGUCAUCAGUCAGGACAGGGAUUGCCAAUACAUUAGGUAACAAAGGUGCUGUUGGCAUUUCAUUUUAUUUUAGAGGAACUUCUUUCUGUUUUAUCAACUCGCAUCUUACAUCAGGAGACGAAAGAAAUGAAAGACGUAAUGCCAACUAUAGAGAUAUUAUAAAAGGUUUAUCAUUAGGACAGAAACAUUUAGAUUUGUUUGACGUAACUAACCAAUUCCAUCAUGUCUUCUGGUUUGGUGAUCUCAAUUACAGAGUGGAAGAUAAUAUAGAGGUUAUUUUAGAAAAAUGUGAAUCUCAAGAUAUACAAUACUUACUUGGAAAAGAUCAGUUGCUGAAAACACAACAUAAUAAAAAGGCUUUUUGUGGAUUCGAGGAAGCUAGAAUAGAAUUUAUGCCAACUUAUCGAUUACCUAGACAUAAACCGGAGUACAAUUAUGAUUGGCUGAAAAAGAAGAAUAGUGGGGAUAGAAUUAAUGCCCCAUCAUUCUGCGACAGAAUAUUAUGGAGGUCAUACCCAGAAACUUAUAUUGAAAAUAAAACUUACGGCUGUGCAGAAAAAGUUUUAGGCAGUGAUCACCGACCAGUUUUUGCCUCUUUUAAUGUUGGAGUGAGUUCAGAUUUUGUGAUGAACAGAGAUUCUUUAAUAGAGGAUUCCCCAGUGGAAAUACUAUUUGACGAAAUAGAAGCUCAGGUAAAGACCUGUUGUAAACAGUCUUUUGUGAUAGAAUUUAGAUCAACCUGUUUACAAGAAUUUGUCACCAGUCAGGCAAAUGCUACAUUUUUAGAGAACAAAACUGGUUUAUAUACCUGUCCUGUAUGGAGAUCUCCUCAACUUCCAAAAUUGAAGCCAUUGUUUGGAGACCAGGAUUACCUAGAAGAACAACACAUAAUGGUGGCAGUGCGAUCAAAAGAUGGAGACAAGGAAUCAUAUGGUGAAUGUGUGGUUGCUUUGAAGAAAAAGUUUGAAAAAAUGCCUCAACAAUUUGAAUGUAUGCUACUUCAUCAAGGGGAAGUAACUGGCAGACUAAAAGGGAAAAUGCAUGUGUUAGUAGGAGGAACAACCAAGAAGAAGAUUUCUAUAAAGUCAUAUGAACUUGUUGCCUUUGACACAGAUACUGAAGAGUACUGUGAUCCUGAUCUUAUCCAUUCUGAUGUCACUCCUGCAACACCAGAUGUUAUCCGCAUCACUCAAAAAUCUCAGAUGUCUCCUACAACUACAAAACAAACAUCUCCCUUAGCUCAAUUCAAACAAAAAGGAACCAGUAGACCAGUGACUGACAUGCCCAGGAGUUCUCGUUCAGAAGAAUAUGAAGAAAUUUCUGUUGGUCAGAAAUCAAGACCAGUUACUGAGGUUCCCCCUGGUAGAACAUUUAGUAAGAGAACACCACAAUAUGAAGAAAUAGAUCUGUUACAGUUUCCAGAGGCAACACAAACUACUGGUGCUAGACGUAAACAGCUUCCCCCACCAUCCUCAGACUCACCCAUCUCAUUCAGUGCUCCUCCUGAAGUACCCCCACCCCCAUUACCAAAGAAACAGGCUUCUUAUGUCAAUGUUAUACAGAGUGCAUCUCAGGCUAUGUUCCAACAGCAGAGUCAAGUACAACCUCGAAACGAUGUUGCUGAUUGGUUGAAUGGAUUAAGUUUGCAGCAGUAUAUUGAAAAUUUUGUGGAGCAUGGCUUUGAUUCCAUGAAACAUUUACGGUUAUCUCGACAGGACUUAGUAAAAAUAGGGAUUAAAGAUGUGACUCACAGAGAUAAAAUUCUUAGCAGUUUAUUUGAAUUUGAUAGCAACUGCUGAUAUUUUUUUAGUUAUCCAUGUUAAUAUCAAUAAUUUCUUUGUAUUAAAUACUAUAACUUAAUGUAAAUUGCAAAAGUAUACAAUAAGAUAUAUGUAUAACAUCACAAAUCUUUAUCAUGUGUUCUAUUUGGAAUAAAUUCAAAGUGUCUGAUUCACAUUAAAUUGAAUAAGUGUUAUGAAGACCCUGAUGUGAUUCAUAUAUCUUCUCGUGCUUAACUGUUGCUUGUUUUUAUUUUCUGAAAGAAAGUGUAUACCACAGAUUUUUAAAGUCAAAUAUGUCAUGACUGACACCAUUAUUGACAUGUUUGUGAUGAAGGGGCCAAAUGAUACUGUCAUGACUUAAUUGUUGUUUAAUAGUUAACUUCAAACUAUUUAUUGUUUAAAACAUUUAAAUUCAAAACUAGAUUUAUUUUGAACGAAUAUUCAUUUACCCUCCACAACUCAUGUCAACCAGACUAUGUGAUCAGAAUUAUUUUUUGGGUGGUUUCGAUGACACAACAAACACAUUUUGUGAGAUAAUGUGUGAUUUUAAACUUGACAUAUUGUUUAGCAACAUCACUGUUGUUAAUUCUAUAUGUUCACAAAGAAAUCUCCACAUUUUCUGUUUACAGUUUAGUUCAGUUUUAACUGACUGAUUGAAAAUUAUAUUUGACUGAAACUUUACAUUUCUAAUAUAACUUAAUUAUAACUAUAAUUAAGAGCUUGUCUUUCCCCUUAAGACUGAUCCACUAUACAUUUGUUGUACAUAAGUAACUUAGAAUAAUUUUAUCAUAGUGUUAUAGCAUUACUAUUCUUGUUAUAGAAAGAAGGCUAACUUUUUUAAUGAAGCUGCACAGUUUCAUUUUUGGAACAUUUAACAUAGGUGAUUAUAUUUUUUCACAUGUUUUUUUUAUAAUGCCAAAUGGUGAAUAAAAGGAAAUAACUCAGAUUUAUUAAUGUGUCAAUGAAUCACUAAAUCAGCAACACAAAUACAAGCUCAUUGUUGAAGGCCGUACAGUGACCUAUAGUUGUUAAUGUCUGUGUCAUUUUGGUCUUUUGUGGAUGGUUGUCUCAUUGGCAAUCAUACCACAUCUUCUUUUUUAUAUGUUUAAUUAGUUUAUUUUUGGCUCCCAUAUAGGUCCUUGUUUAUAAGUUGUUGAUUUUUUAUGGUGCUAUUUGUGUCUGUUUUCUGUAUAAAACAAUAACUUCCAGUAAAGGGAGAUAACUUGUACAGUACAUUAAUUUCUAUAUAAAACAUUAACUUCCAGUAAAGGGAGAUAACUUGUACAGUACAAUAAUUGUAUUAGAUUCUUGAUCUGUAUUAUAUUGUAUAUGGUCUGAUCAGGUAUUAUCCUUCAUUAUUAAUCAUGAUGUUUAUUGUAUGAAGGAGAUAAGAGAAUGAGAAACUAUCCUAUUAUGUCAUGUAUAUUUAUAUUGUAAAUUUCAAGUCAAAUGUAUACCCUGUUAUUUUUAAUGUUUUUAUAAAAGUUACCCAGUAAACAGUUAUUAACAUGCUCAGUGAUGUCUUUAUGUUUGCCAAAUCAACAGUUCAAUUGAAAAAGGGCCAUUGUCCCUCCAUCUGUUUGUUAAGGGUAUGGUAAUUUUCAUCAUUAUUUUCAAAUACAUCACAACUUCAAAACUGCUUUUUAUGAUGAUUACCUUGGACAGACUGGUCAACCACUCAUGGCAUUGCAAUUAAUCACUUAUUAGGGUGUAAAUCCCGUCACUUUUUUUGCAUUUAUAAAAGCAUUACAUGAACUUAUGACUUUUCAGUAUUUUGCCAAUUGCAUAAUUGAACUAAGGGAUCUUGUAUCUUACACAUCUAUUCAUUUCAUUGUGACCCUUUUUCUGUUUAGUAUUAUAUUAUAAGAUUUUAACAAGUUACAGUAUAUAUAUACAAUUAACAAAAAUGAGACUCUUUAUUUUGAAGAUCUGACAUUUAUAUGACAUAAUAUAUACUAUUUUAUACACACAAGUGUAAUAGAGAAUAAUGUUUUAUUACUGUUUGUUGCUGGAAUUACAAUGGAAAUAUUUUAUAUGUUAUUUUCAUAAUAAAAUAUUAAAAUAGCUA
Messenger RNA from Mytilus trossulus (common blue mussel), 5838 nucleotides. RefSeq names its product phosphatidylinositol 3,4,5-trisphosphate 5-phosphatase 2-like. The coding region runs from base 333 to 3788 and encodes 1151 amino acids. Gene Ontology annotation, biological process: phosphatidylinositol dephosphorylation; regulation of immune response; regulation of signal transduction. The transcript is spliced from 29 exons. The record is from RefSeq and is a predicted model, not a curated record. NCBI's taxonomy places the organism in Eukaryota, Metazoa, Mollusca, Bivalvia, Mytilida, Mytilidae. Gene Ontology annotation, molecular function: phosphatase activity; protein binding.